AUGACGUUGAACAAGAGCAAAUCGGAUAAUCUUGGUGCGCACUCCCUUGCAGGAUUCCUGGAAGGCUUCACCGCCAACAAGUUCUGCAGAUUCUGCAUGGCAAGCAGCAGCGACCUUCAACAGCAGGAGAUGGCUGAACCACAGAAAUUAACCAUGCGGGUUAUUGUUACUGAGGGAGAUAUACGAAAGAUGACGAUGACCCCAAAGCCAGAUACACUUGAACAGUUGAUUCGCUGGUUGAAAGAUGCUCUUCCAGCAAGUUACAACUUCGCCUUACAAUACCAAGAUCCCGAAUUUAACAAUGAAUUGUGUAACUUAACAGAUGUCUCUGAGCUCCCACACAAGCCAACGAUCAAAAUCAUCCCUGUGAUUGACCUAGUACCUGUCCCAGACCAGUCAGAAUUAUGGAGUGACACUACCAGCCAGGCAGACACAGAGAUACUGCCCAUCAUCAUCUCUCCGACGAGAAGUUCUCAGUGGCCAGAGACGUUCGAAAUCCCUAAAUUUUCAGUGGAUGUGGAGUAUAGACUCCGGCAAGGUAACUUACUACAUUUGAAGGAUGGAUCCCAUCUCAAAGUAACAAAAGAACUGAAACACGAAAUCCUCCAAACACUGGCUGAGACCAUAUACACAUUUAAAGCCUACCCACAAAAAGAGGAUUGUGCAGCUGUUGCCAAAUCCUUGGUGCAAACACAUCCAUGCCUACAAGAAAAGGGGUCAUCUGGCUGGGAAGGAUGGAAGAACAGCAUCUACUUUAAAAUAGGUAAUUACAGAACCAAACUGCGCAAGAUGGGUCGACUUGAUGUCAGUGUCAAUGGUGGAAAACGUGGAAGACAUACCCCAGAUGGUGACCAUCCCAGCAAAGACCUCAAGAGGCCAAAAAAAGGGGAACUGAAUUUCCUUCCUGAUUACCCAGAAGGCAUGGCAGGCCAUAACCUGGAAGGAGCUCGCCAGUUGCUGGUCCAGGAGAUGAUGAAAGCAAAACCGGAUGCAUUGCUUGUGAAGAAGGAGAUGGAUGUGACCUUUGCUCUUCGCAGACAGGAGGUGGUCAACGAAAAACCUGCCAUUAACCUGAUGUUACAGAGAUGGCCAGCUCUUUUCACAGAAAGUCAGGUGUACCAAGAGUUUGGCAGAGUGGUGGGGACAAAUCUCAGAGAAAGCUUCUUUGGUUCGCUGGACAGCUAUUCUGCAAGCCUGGUCGAGCUCUUCAGGAAGAAGAAAGGCCUCACUGGUCAGCUUUUGGCUGCGCUUUUACACCAAACAAAGACCUCUGAGCCAACAGACAUCCGAUGCCUAUGUCUUCGGGCACUGCCCAUCAUCUUGGGGGAUGAUCCUUCGGAGUUCUUCAAGACUUACUGUGCAAGUGAAGUGAAGUGA
Engraulis encrasicolus (European anchovy) is the source of this 1377-nucleotide messenger RNA. RefSeq lists its product as uncharacterized. The transcript is spliced from 5 exons. The record is from RefSeq and is a predicted model, not a curated record. Bases 1 to 1377 code for a protein of 458 amino acids. NCBI's taxonomy places the organism in Eukaryota, Metazoa, Chordata, Actinopteri, Clupeiformes, Engraulidae.